This is a messenger RNA of Penicillium hordei, 2127 nucleotides long. RefSeq lists its product as uncharacterized. NCBI's taxonomy places the organism in Eukaryota, Fungi, Ascomycota, Eurotiomycetes, Eurotiales, Aspergillaceae. Gene Ontology annotation, biological process: DNA-templated transcription; regulation of DNA-templated transcription. The record is from RefSeq and is a predicted model, not a curated record. The coding region runs from base 1 to 2127 and encodes 708 amino acids. The transcript is spliced from 3 exons. Gene Ontology annotation, molecular function: DNA binding; DNA-binding transcription factor activity, RNA polymerase II-specific; zinc ion binding.
AUGCAAUCGAUCCACGAUCCACAGGCGCAGCCUGGGGAUCAGCCUCGGAAGAAGAUCCGAAAGGGGACCCACAGUUGCUGGCAAUGCAAACAUCGCAAAGUCCGCUGCAAUUUUGCCUCUGAUAGCGACCAGAGCUGCAAAGAAUGUCUCGCCCGGGGACUUCUAUGUCGCAGCCAAGAAUUCCCGGAGCCUGAGAAUCCCCGCGAGUCGGAUCGUACAUAUCUGAACGAGCGGAUGGCUCGGGUGGAGACCUUGUUGGAAAAGCUUCUGAUACGAGUCGACGGUGGGGGCAGUCAACAGCGAGAUUCGAAAUCACUCCUAGAUUCAGUUGAAGCCAGUCCCGAAUCGAGUCCCCCGAUCGUGACACCAGCGACCGCGACACCAGCUGCAGGUAAUGCUCCAGUUCUGUCUCUUUUUGACAAUGAAGCGCUAGGUUUCCAACGAUCAGACACCGUUGCGUCCGAUUUCACAUCAUAUGGCACGACCAACCGCGACUGGGGGAGACUGCGCCGCGAACUUUUAGCCUUGCUGCCUUCCAAGAAGACAUUGAAAAUUAUAUCAGAGGCUAGCAGUAGCUGGUGGCUCAUGCGCGUACAGGUAUUCGACGACCACGAUAAAACAUUGCUUUCGUCCUCGGUGCAAGAGCUUUCACAGCGCCACCCAACCGCGGUUGGUAAGGCGAUCUUGUGGAUUGCACUGUGUCUCCAACAACUCCCUUCGGGGUUUGAUUUGCCCUCUCUCGAGCUUCCCUGUCUACCAUGGGUCCUAGUUGAAGAAUGCGUCACCCGUGUUUCUACGUUCGUCUGCUCUGAUGACUCUAUUGUCAGUUGUAUUGACGGGCUUGAGUGCUUGAUUCUGCAAGGGUUGAUCUUUAGCAACAGUGGGAAGCUACGAAGUGCAUGGCUCUGUAAUUGUCGGGCUGCCAACAUCGCUCAGCUAAUCGGGUUCCACCGUGCUGAACCAGCUCCCAAUGAAAGUGCCGAGUAUCAACAUCGGGCUACAUUCAUUUGGAGACAUAUUCUCAUAGUUGACAGGAAUUUUGCACUGAUCCUUGGGGUGCAUGGAUCUAUAUCCAAUACAGCAAUAGAUCAAUAUCAAUCCAACCCAAGCGACUCUCAAGAUUCACCUCCCUACCAUGAAUCCGUUAUGAAUCUGCUUACUCGGAUAGCCGGAUCAAUCAUUGAGCGCAAUCAGAUCUUCACAGAAGUCACUCCGGCCAUGCUGCAGAUGACCCAGAGCAUCGAUCUGAAACUUCAAGCGUUCACUUCCCCUUCUUUGGCCUCACCCGAAAAUGUUCCGCCAGGCAAGAGUACCGAGCAGUCCUUGUGUUUCCGAAACCUUUACUUUCGGUUAUGGUACUACCAACUCAUGGCCUGGUUACACCUGCCUCUCCUCCUAGCGUCAGGUACUGACGAUUCCUAUUAUUAUAAUCGGCAAACAUGUCUCCACGCCUGCCGCAACAUCAUCGCUUGCUAUGUCAAUAUCCGACGCACUACCGAAAACGGCUUUGACUCGAGGAUUACCGAUUUCCAAGCCUUCACUGCGGCAAUGACAAUCAUUAUCAAUGCACUCAGACCAUCUAGCACACAUGACUUCACCAAGGAGGAUUACCUAGCUCUCGACCGGGUUGUGGCUAUUCUAGAGCAACUAUCAAAGAACGUUCCUCCAGACAAAAUUGCAACUCGCUCGUUGCACGUUUUGAAGCUUAUCAAGGCGAUAGGCAUGGGGACCGAACCCCCGCCACUUGACGAAUCUGAAGGAAACCAAUACGAGAAUGGAAAGCCUAGUCGCAUCAAGCUUGAUAUCCCUUAUUUCGGCACGAUAUACCUCGAACGUCGUGUCAUCCUCGAUCAUUCAACUAGAAAUAUCGCUGUGGUUAGUACGCCGCGGCCAACUAUGUCCAGCACUAAUCUAGGGCAAUACUACCCAUCAUCCUCAUGGAUAGGCACGAUCCCAGACCCCGGUUAUGCAAACGAGCAGGUUGCGGAAACUGCCCAAUGGGCGGAUCCCGGCUUGAGCUUUGAUCCGCCUACCGAGUUUUGGGCUCUCAAUUCUCAGUUCACGUUUCAGCCUCCGUUUUUGGCUGAUUACGAUAUUAAUUGGGAUUAUUGGGAUAUGAUGUUGUGA